AUGGACAGUUCAAGCAAAGAUACGCAUACACGACCCAGUUCUAAAUUAUCUCUUGGUUCCUCACCGUCUGUUCUUAGUGCGGAUGAACAAUUAGAUGGAGAAGGACCCUUAACACCCACGGAUAAAAUUCAAGACGACGAAGACGACGACAUGGACGAAGAAGAGGAGGACGAUGAUGAUUUGUCUGCAUUGAAUAGUAUAUUACAAGCAGGUUCACCUGGCUCUCUUUCGAAUGAAGAAGUAUCAGACGAUGAUUUACAUACCGAACAAGAUUCAGCUUCUCCUCUUUCUUCUGUACCCGAUGAUUUUCCUCUUUCACGUUCUGCUUCACCUGAACCUUUAAUGGUCGCUCCCUCUUCACCUCCAUCACCACCUUCUCCACCAUCACCACCACCACCACAACAACAACAACAACAACAAGGGCAAGAAGAGGAGGAAGAAGAAGAGGAAGAAAAUGAACCGGUGAAAGAAGAAGAUGAGGAUAUGGAAGAAGAAGACGAUGAUGAUGAAGAGGACGGGUCAAUGGAAGAGGAUGGAAAGAAAGUUGUGUUUGAAGCUGUGACAAAAUUGGUCCCUUCGCUGCAAGAGAAUGGCGAUUGUGAAGACAAGGUGAACAAUGAAGCACAAGACAACGAGGAUCAUGACUACCAGCAACGACACAAAGAGGCGUUGGAUGCCCUGACCCAUAUCGAAGUAGAAUUCGCACGAUUAAGAGACAAAAUGUACGAGGAGAAAAUGUCGGAACUGAACGAAGAGGCCAUUAUGAUUGCCAAUGGUACUCAUCCAGAGUUAGUGACUUUAAUGGCAGAGAUUGAAGAAAAGAAGGGAAAACGCAUUCAUAGUGCAGAGGCAUGGCGAAAACAUCAACAUGCUAAUUUCCGACAACAGUUUGAAGGCUUUGAAUAUCAGGCCAAUAUCCAUUUUAUUGUAAGCUUACUAUGA
This is a messenger RNA of Mucor mucedo, 942 nucleotides long. RefSeq lists its product as uncharacterized. The record is from RefSeq and is a predicted model, not a curated record. The coding region runs from base 1 to 942 and encodes 313 amino acids. Gene Ontology annotation, biological process: negative regulation of transcription by RNA polymerase II. Gene Ontology annotation, cellular component: Sin3-type complex. The transcript is spliced from 4 exons. NCBI's taxonomy places the organism in Eukaryota, Fungi, Mucoromycota, Mucoromycetes, Mucorales, Mucoraceae. Gene Ontology annotation, molecular function: histone deacetylase binding.